Cheilinus undulatus (humphead wrasse) is the source of this 3549-nucleotide messenger RNA. It is a transcript of the gene fhl3a, whose product is annotated as four and a half LIM domains 3a. Gene Ontology annotation, cellular component: stress fiber; nucleus; Z disc. Gene Ontology annotation, molecular function: actin binding; transcription coregulator activity. The record is from RefSeq and is a predicted model, not a curated record. NCBI's taxonomy places the organism in Eukaryota, Metazoa, Chordata, Actinopteri, Labriformes, Labridae. The transcript has 7 exons. Bases 426 to 1265 code for a protein of 279 amino acids. Gene Ontology annotation, biological process: actin cytoskeleton organization.
UAGUAGGACAAAUGUAGCCGGCAAGCUGCAUCAUUCUCCGCCGCAGAGUUUUGUCCACUGUCAGAAGAAGAAACACAGAAAGUUUUACAGCUGGAGGGCGACGCGCGGAGUAGCGAGCAGCAAACUAAUCUGACCUGAGCGCGCGAGACAGAGAGAGAGAGGCGGUGUGUGCCACUGUUGUUGCUGAAGGUGCCUCCAGACUUCAGACACUACUCCUGGCCACCAUGAUAUCCUCUCCUGGUAGCCAGCCUUCUCUUCAGUCGGCUGUGUGGGCACGUGGCUGGCAGCAGGAGUGUGGCUGGAUUCCCCAGAAGGGGGGAAGUGACCUCAGGUUUCCUGUGGUAGGACGUCCAGGUGCUGUGGUGUUAUUGUGAGGAGCACAAGACUUCCUCCAUGGAUGCUUUGUUGGUUUAAAGAACAAUACAAUGGCUGACCGUUUUGACUGUGACAACUGCAAGGAGUCCUUGUACGGCCGCAAGUACAUCCAAUCUGAUGAAAGUCCUUACUGCAUUCCCUGUUACGACAGCCUCUUCUCCAACACGUGUGACGAGUGCAAAGAACUGAUCGGGCAUGAUGCAAGGGAGCUCUUCUAUGAGGACCGACAUUAUCAUGAACACUGCUUCCGCUGUUUCCGCUGCGAUCGCUCGCUGGCGGAUGAGACUUUCACCAGCCAGGAUGACGCCUUACUCUGCAACGACUGCUACUGUAAUGAGUUCUCCUCCAAGUGUGUAGCCUGCGACAAGAUUGUCAUGCCAGGUUCCAGGAAGUUGGAGUAUGCAGGCUCUACCUGGCAUGAGAGCUGCUUCAUCUGCCACAGCUGUGAGCAGCCAAUUGGCUCAAAGUCUUUCAUUCCCGACAAGGAUGAACACUACUGUGUGCAGUGCUAUGAGGACAAGUUUGCACCACGCUGCACACGCUGUAAAAAGACCCUGGCUAAAGGAGGUGUGACCUAUCGGGAUGAGCCGUGGCAUAAGGAGUGUUUUGUGUGCACCAACUGUAAGACGCAGCUGGCGGGUCAACACUUCACAUCCCGAGACGACAGCCCGUACUGCCUCAAGUGCUUCGGCAGUCUGUACGCCAAGAAGUGUGAGGCCUGCAGCAAACCAAUCACAGGUUUUGGAGGGGGAAAGUACAUCUCAUUUGAGGAUCGCCAGUGGCAUCAGCCAUGCUUCACCUGCUCCCAAUGCUCUGUUUCUCUGGUGGGCGCCGGCUUUUUCCCUGAUGGUGACAGAAUCUUGUGUCGGGACUGCAACAGUAACCUAUAAAGCAGUCUUUUACCACAUUUUUGCUCUUUUUCCCUGCAUUUCAAGACUUACCAAUUCAUUACCAAGGAAGGUAACACAGGCUUACAAACGCUGCCUCUCAGGUUGUUUUAUAAAGAGAUCAGUUACUGAUUGUCCCUCCUUGGGUCAGAUUUCCAUUCAGGACCUAGUGCGCAAAAAUCCUGUUUUGAUGCUGCAUUGUUCAAAAGAUUGAUUCCUUAACCAAAAAAAGUUUUCUGAAACAAAGUUAAUGGAGUGCCUUCAGAAUAACAUUACUUUAAUGUUAUAUGCUAUUGAACCAAAGAUAUGCAAAAUGCUAGUCACUUUGCUGAAAAAUCCUUAAUAUUUUUUAUAAAAGUUUCCUCACAGAACACUGAUACUGUACAGUAUGUGAACCUUACUGUGUAUUCAGAGUGUGGUGGAGGUACAGUGGCUUUGUGAUCUUUUUACUACAGUUUAAAGUAUUUUUAUAUAAAUAUGUCAGACUGCAAAAAACAAGAAUUUAACACAUUUACAGUGAGGCAGUCAGUUUAGAGCUGUUUGAUCAAGAAAUUCAGGGGUGUCCAAGCUAUGGCUCAUUUUUAAUUCACCAGCUGCAGAUUCAAGAAAUUAAAUAAAAUGUGCCCGACACAAGAACAUUGAGCUUAGGCUACUGUAUUGUGCUUCUUAGUUUGAGAAGGCAGUGCUGCUAAGCUAAUUCAGCAAACAAACAUUUUGACUAGACAGAUUCACUGCCAUACUCAUGACCAAACUGAGAUGACUGUAAAUGGUAAACCACCUGACAACCAAAGAUGGAAGAAGUACACCACUGUUGAACUCGAAUAAAAGUAGUUACUCUGGUUGGAAUUUACUAAAGUACAUGUAAAUGUACUGGCCUACAAAUUUACACAAGUAAAAAUGAUUUAAUGUAAAGUUUUCUUUAAGUACUGAGUAGCUACCAAGGAGUUGAGCAGUAGAAUAUGAUCUAAGAACAGGAGAAUGGAUCUCCAACCAGGUUUUUCAGGGAAAGCCACACCUCUGUAAUAAAGUAAAACUCACAGCAAAACUGAAAGUGUUAAUUAAACUCAUAUAGAAUUAUAUUAAGCACUUUAGAAGUGCUUUCAUUGGUCCACACAAUAUAACGUUAAACUCCCCUUUAAAAGUGUUGAAUAUUUGGCAGUAUGAUAGGCUGCUGUAACUCUUGAAAAUCUGUGGCAAGGUGGGUCUCCUCUGACAAGAACAAAGCAGAGUCAACCUCAUAGCAAGGCAAUACUGUUGAAGAAUAUGCACUAUGUGUCCUAGGAGCACCAUAAAUCACAGACAAGAACCCUAACUCAAUGGGUAACUUCACUCAUGGUGCAAAUAUGUCUCACAUUAAAGACAACAACAAUCCAACAGAAACAUGAGCAAAAGAACCCCAGCAGAGGUCACUGUACAACAGGCAACAUCCAAAAGCAACUAAACACUGCACAAGUGCAUGAUGGGGAACUCUGCCAUCUGCCCACCAGGUUUUUAAGUAGCAGUGAGCAGCGCUCAGAUCAGUUGACUCUUUACAGAGUUGAACCAACACUAGUAGAUUGACACUAGAGAUCACUUCAAUUAGAAUUGAGUUAAAAAUUACACUUUGGAAGUUAAAAUCAUCUCCAAAAUGUAAACCCUGAGAUAUCAACACUCCAGUUUUGCCUUUGUGCAACAGCUGUGCCACUCUGUGGUCAACAUAGGUGGAAAAAGUAAAGGAGUUUUGUACUCAAGUAAAAGCACAGUUUCUCUGGUUAAAACUUAAAGACCCUGUAAAGUGAAAUCCUAAAUGUGUGUCUUAAGACACUAGAUGUGAUGUAAUACGGUUGCUGUAAACAUGAGAAAAUGCUGAGAUCUACAUGUGACUGAAUUUUGGAUUUAGACCAUUAGAAAGUUUUUCACCUCUUUCCUGGCUGGGUUUAAUGUGGGCGGGGCAAAUAUGUGGGCUGGUGAUGUCACCAGCCCACAGUGGGGAAUAACCCCGCCCCUCUAACAUUACAAUAUAAAUUCACCUGACUUUGCCUGUUCUCUUGCACAAAGCCAGGCAGCUGCACUCUGUUCAUAAGGUCAGUGUAAGGUCAAAGGACAGGCUGAUUGCAUGAGUGCUUUCCUCCAUUCAGAUUGUAGCAUUUUUGACAUUUGAGAGGUUCCUAUUUUCUCCUAUGUGGGCGUGGCUUCAGCUCAUUCAACAGACACACCCACACCACCCUGGAGCAGAUUUUAUUGCCUCAUUUUUCAUGAUUUUAAAGCUUGAUUUUAGAAACUUAGAGAUGUUUUAAUUGACUAAAAU